UUGAAGCACUUCCGGUUUAUUUUUCCUUACUAAAGAUGGCAGACGAAGCGACGAGAAAGACAGUUUCAGACAUUCCAGUUCUCAAAACAAAUGCUGGCCCAAGAGACCGGGAGUUAUGGGUUCAGCGCCUAAAGGAAGAAUACCUGGCUCUUAUAAAGUAUGUGGAGAAUAACAAGAAGGCUGAUAAUGAUUGGUUCAGACUAGAAUCCAAUAAGGAAGGAACAAAAUGGUUUGGGAAGUGUUGGCAUAUUCAUGAAUUGCUGAAAUACGAAUUUGAUGUUGAAUUUGAUAUACCAGUUACAUAUCCUGCCACGGCACCAGAAAUUGCAAUCCCUGAAUUGGAUGGUAAGACUGCCAAAAUGUACAGAGGAGGAAAAAUUUGUCUAACUGAUCAUUUUAAACCACUCUGGGCAAGAAAUGUUCCAAAAUUUGGAUUAGCUCAUUUGAUGGCCCUUGGGCUUGGACCAUGGCUUGCCGUUGAGAUUCCUGACCUCAUUACCAAAGGACAGAUUGAACAUAAAAGCAAGUCAUCAAGUUGAAUGUCUAUGGCUGUUCUAGUCUGAUGAAACUGAUAUGUCCAAUUGCUUUCAGGUCCAUGCCAGUCUUAUGUCCUCUUAGAGUAAUUCAUCCAGUGUACUUGUCCAGUUCAGAAUGACUCGAUUUACUAAGCAUUUCAUCAUGUGACCUUUGGCAAUUUGUCCCUUUUCUUAUAUGGCAAUUAACUCAUUAUUGUGUUCAUCUUUUUAAAACACCGUGUUCAGGAAAUAUUAACUGUAUUAGUUGGUAUACUGCUUAUUAUAUACAUCAGGAAGGUUGUCUAAAGAUGAUUUGCCCAAAUAUGAAGAUCUGUGACAUUUCUCUAUUCAUUCACUUUGGUUUUAAGAACUGUUAAAAAUAUAUAUUUAUUUUAUAUUGGUAUGAAUCUUAUAGUUUGUAUCUUCAUGUACAUUAUUUUUGUGAUGAAAACAAUGAACAAAGAAGUAAAACAUCAUCAAUCUGAAAGUUAAACAAGAGA
Molecule: messenger RNA, 1015 nt
Organism: Erpetoichthys calabaricus (reedfish)
Lineage: Eukaryota; Metazoa; Chordata; Cladistia; Polypteriformes; Polypteridae
Gene: ufc1
Product: ubiquitin-fold modifier conjugating enzyme 1
Exons: 6
Coding region: 36-539 (167 amino acids)
Biological process (GO): protein K69-linked ufmylation
Cellular component (GO): cytoplasm
Molecular function (GO): UFM1 conjugating enzyme activity
Source: RefSeq, a predicted model, not a curated record